AUGAAGCUGAAUCUGCCGAGUCUGCCCAGCCCCGGCGGCGCCGGCUGGUCCGUGGCGCUGGCCCUGGCGCUGGCGCUGCAGGUGGUGCUGUACCGCAAGACGCUGCAGGACGCCGUGCGCGACGGCCGCAAGCGCCUGCUGGUGUUCAAGACCAUGCACCGGCGCUUCGCCAACCAGCGGCUCAAGCGGCUCAACAGUCUGGGCGACGACCGCAAGUCCCAGUGGAUGUGGAAGAAGGCGGCGGGCGCCGCCGUGUCCGUGGACAGCGACAGCAGCAGCGAGGAGAGCGCGGACGGCACCGGCAGCACGGACGGCCUCAUCUCGUCGCAGAAGAAGCUCGUGCUCGUCAUGGUGGGGCUGCCCGCGCGCGGCAAGAGCUUCGUGGUGCACAAGACGCUGCGCUACAUCGAGUGGCUGGGCUUCCCCACGCGCAUGUUCAACGUGGGCAACCUGCGCCGCAAGCUGGGCAAGGCCGGCGAGGACGCCAAGUUCUUCAGCGCCGACAACUCGGACGCCACGCGGCUGCGCGAGGAAAUGGCCAUGGACGCGCUGGACGACCUGCUCGAGUGGCUCGAGACCCAGGGACACGUCGCGGUGUUCGACGCGACCAACACGACCAAGCUGCGCAGACAACACAUUCUGGAGAAGGUGAGCUCGCACCGCAAUGUCCGCGUCAUGUUUGUGGAGAGCAUUUGCGACAACGAGGAGCUGCUCGAGGCCAACUACCGUCGGAAGCUCUCGAAUGCGGACUACAAGGACAAGGACCCCGAGGUGGCGCUGGCUGACUUCCGGCAGCGCGUCAUGGAGUACCAGAAGGUCUACGAGACUGUGGAGGAUACGGAGGAUGGCGGUAACGCGUGCUACGUGAAGGUGUACAACGCUGGCGAGAAGAUUCAGGCGCGGUACUGCCAGGGCUUCCUGCAGAGCCACAUCGUGUCGCUCCUGCAGAACAUUCACCUUUGUCCGCGCCGGAUCUGGCUGGUGCGCCCUGGGCCCAGCAUCACAAGCUGCAAGGGCAUCUUGGGGCUCGACACCGAGCUGGCGCCCGAGGGCCACCGAGUCGCGCGUGCCAUUGCGCGGUUCGUGGAGAAGCUGCAGCUCGAGCGCCCCAUGGAGGUAUGGACGAGCCCCAUGAAGCGCGCGAGAGAAACGGCCAACUACCUCCCCACCCGCAACUUGAAGCGCUACGUGACCACCACGCUGCUCAACGAGCUCGGCGGCGGCGACUUCGAGGGCCUCACGUACGACGAGAUCGAGCGCUUUUACCCGAAGCACUACGCGGCGCGGCUGCAGGACAAACUGCGUUACCGCUACCCCGGUGUGGGCGGCGAGAGCUACGUGGAUGUGAUCUCGCGCUUGCGCUCGCUGAUCGUGGAGUUCGAGCGCAAGAAGCGCGACGUGCUGGUGAUCUGCAGUGAGUCCAUCCUGCGCUGCCUUAUGGGCUACUUCGCUGGCUGUGAGGCCGCCAAGGUGCCGCACCUGCAGUCCUACGAGGACACGGUCAUCGAGCUGAGCCCGCACCGGGACGGCUGCGACAGCAAGCUCAUUCCGCUCGAGUUCGAGGAGGACGCUGUGGAGGAUGUCUCUCAUGUGCAGUAAAUCACCGUCCGCUCCACUGUGCAGCUACGCGGCUGAGAUAACGAGGGGGAUCGAAGCUCAGCUUGGACGACGCCUCAGAAGUACAACUACAUUGCACUCGUUGCAUAUAAACCACCCCACUUAUCUAGUCGGGCACUCAAGGGAAGGGCCUCAGCAUUUUGUACAUACGCCGAGGACCGGGAAAGCAAAAUAUACCUCUCUGGGCUUUC
Messenger RNA from Phytophthora sojae, 1808 nucleotides. RefSeq lists its product as hypothetical. Bases 1 to 1599 code for a protein of 532 amino acids. The transcript is spliced from 3 exons. Gene Ontology annotation, molecular function: ATP binding; 6-phosphofructo-2-kinase activity. NCBI's taxonomy places the organism in Eukaryota, Oomycota, Peronosporomycetes, Peronosporales, Peronosporaceae. Gene Ontology annotation, cellular component: cytosol. Gene Ontology annotation, biological process: fructose 2,6-bisphosphate metabolic process; fructose metabolic process. The record is from RefSeq and is a predicted model, not a curated record.